Podarcis lilfordi (Lilford's wall lizard) is the source of this 4514-nucleotide messenger RNA. Lineage: Eukaryota; Metazoa; Chordata; Lepidosauria; Squamata; Lacertidae. The record is from the annotation of a GenBank genome assembly.
CUUCUUCCCAGGCAAUCCGGAGCUGAUGUUGAUGCUGCUGUUAGUGGGCGCCCUCCGCUGCAGCCGGCGGCUGGCCGGGGCUCAGGCUGCAGCAGCAGCAGCAGCAGCGGCGGCCGGGCGCUCGCCCGGGAAGGUGAGGGGGUCCGGCGGCGGGGCGAAGCUGCUGAAGGGCACAAUUGCAUGCCUGGUCCUGAGCGCCUUUACUGGGCAGCGGGUCGCUCUUGCCCGCGGACGGAGAAGCUGCUGGGAGGAGGCAAAGGGAGAGAGCAGCCUGGAGUCGGCUGUGCCUAAGAUGCCCUCUUGAAGAGGCACCCCGCUUUUCCCUUUCGCUUUUUAGAGUUACAGGCCUCAGGAGAUGGCUUGUGGUUUGUUUAUAGGGCGCCACAGCAAAUAGCAAUAAUGUUGUGGCGACUGUUUCUAGAAGGGGAUUUGUGUGCUGCUCCACAAUGAAAGACGCUGAUCACAAUUAUUAUUACCCCGCAUUAUUAAUAUUAUUAUUAUUAUUAUCAUAAUCGUCAUCAUUAUCAUUAUUUUUUAAUACCCUGCCCAGUGUUUUUAUUCUAGAAAAAAAGGGGCCAGUACUCACCAUGAAGUUGGUACACUUAGUGCCACAUUUUAAACCAGUGUUUUUCUUCUAGAAAAGGUGCCAACACUGCAUACCCCAUAAAAAAAAAGAAAGCACUGAUCCUGCCUAUCUGACUGGGUUGCCAAUGGCUCCAGGCAGCUUCCAUUAUCAUCAUCAUUAUCAUUACAGUCAAACCUUGGUUCCUAAACAACUCUGUUAUUGUAUGUUUUGAUUCCCAGACGCCGAAAACCCGGAAGUAAAUGUUCCGGUUUUCGAACAUGUUUUGGAACCCAAACGUCCAGCGUGGCUUCCACUUGAGUGCAAGAAGCUCUCGCAACCAAUCGGAAGCCACGCCUCAGUUGUCAAACGUUUCGGAAGCCGAACGGUAUUCCAGAACGGAUUACGUUCGACAACCAAGGUUUGACUGUAUUUUAUUUGUACCCUGCCCAGUGUUUUUCUUCUAAAAAAGGGGAGGGGAAGUACUCACCAUGAAGUUGUUACAGUAAGCACCAUAUUUUUAACCAGAGAUUUUCUUCUAGAAGAAAAAAGUGCCGGUACUGCAUACCCUCAUAAAAAGGCACUCACCCUGCCCCCCUGACUGGGUUGCCCCAGCCACUCUGGGCAGCUUCCAACAUAUACAAAAACAUAUUGAAACAGUAAACAUUAAGAAUUUCCCAAUACAGGGCUGCCUUCAGAUGUCUUCUGAAGGUUGUGUAGUUCUUCAUCUCCUUGACACUUGAUGGGAGAGCGUGCCACUCAGUUAUAAUAGCCCUAGAUGUUUCUCCCAAGUCCUCAGCAUCCCCCAACCCACAGGAACCAUGGAUCAGGGGUGGUGGGAGUUGGAAGUCCAGUAACAGCACCUGGAGGACCACAGGUUUGCAUCUCCCUGUGUGGCAUUUAGUAUACAUGCAUUUGUUGAUGCUCCAUUUCUGUUCAGACUUCCCCCAACACACACUUUAUUUACAGGACUUGUUGCCUCAAAACGUGAUAGCUGACUGAGAUGGUUUUAACAGGAGGUUGGGCAGAUUCAAGGAGGAUGGCUGCUUGCCCCAGAGGCAAGACGUACAAGUUUAAUAUGUCACAGAUUUUUAAACCGUUUGGAGUUUGAAUUUGUCAUUACUGAUACUGCAAUUGGGAUAUAUGGUAUAGCACAUGGGUAGGCAAACUAAGGCCCGGGGACCGGAUCCAGCCCAAUUGCCUUCUAAAUCCGACCCGCGGACGGUCCGGGAAUCAGCAUGUUUUUACAUGAGUAGAAUGUGUCCUUUUAUUUAAAAUGCAUCUCUGGGUUAUUUGUGGGGCCAGCCUGGUGUUUUUACAUAAGUAGAAUGUGUGCUUUUGUUUAAAAUGCAUCUCUGGGUUAUUUGUGGGGCAUAGGAAUUUGUUUUUCUUUCCCCCCCAAAAAAUAUAGUCCGGCCCCCCACAAAGUCUGAGGGACAGUGGACCAGCCCUCUGCUGAAAAAGUUUGCUGACACCUGGUAUAGCACGUGUUACAAAUUCUAUGAAUAAAAUACAUGAAAUCUGGCAGGUCAUACCCUGGGAUGGAUGGGAAGUACUGGAAAUAAGCGGCGGGGAUAUAGAAAGGGUUUAAUCCAUUUGUUUCUGUUUUUUUUUUUUUUUCUUGCUAGGAAUGCAUCUAUCUAUUCAGGCACUCACACAAUAGUGGGACUGCAGUGCUUUUGCACAGAUCCCAUCACAAGUACUUAGUUAACAUGUGGAGGUUUACUGCAAUGCUGAUGGUCGAUGGACGGCGGUACAUGCACGCAGAUGCACAGGGCAAUGGUUCCAAAAAUGCUACUUCCCUGAUGGACAAGGAGCCUGGCUCCAAGGAAGAGGCUGCUUCUUCAGAGGACAAAGAUUCUGCUUUUGCCAUCCCUCCAACACUUCUCCCCCCCACAAACUGUUGCAUGAGUGGAUGCCACAACUGUGUGUGGAUUGCAUACACUGAAGAGCUUCUGAAGUAUUACCAGGACGGUGGAGAACAGGCAUUAGCAGCUGUGGACAAACACAUACAGGAUGAGAAUAUAAAAACGAUCUUAAAGAUGGAGAUCAGAUUCCGAAUGAAGAAAGACUGAAACCUUUUUAGAAGAAAAACAACAACACUGUCACAGCUACAUACCUCAUGCCUGGUCUUGGGCCAUAACAGAUUCUGAAGGAAAAAUCUAUCCUGAUUGUUUAUUCUCCCUUUUCUGAAGAAGAAGGGGCAAUUCUAAUUUUAUACAGGAGUCCCAGUAUUAUUAAGCCUAUCGGGAUGAUAUGCAGUCCUAAUAUUCAGUUAAAUUUAAACUACCUGUUCUUAAAAAGAUGUCCUUAUCCUGUAUCCUAUGAUGACUAUUAUGUUUAACUGUAUUUAUUAUUUAAUAAUGGGGGGAAAUGCUGGUUUAAGAUCGGAGUUAAGGCUAUCUCAGGUUGGCUGACGAUAUAACAAGAGUGCCACUCAGUAGGAUGAUAAUGUUAUUUACUAUGACUGUUCAAAGUGCUUAGCAUGCAUUAUUUCAGUAAUCCUUAUAGCUGUCCUGUUACAUAGAUUGAGGAUGAGCCAUAAAAGUGAAUGGCUUCCAUUGUCCUCUACUUUCCCCCAUAAAAGGCCUACAAUCAGCAGUGCUGCUAAGGAUUCAGCAAAACAAUAUGGAGCAGGGCAGAGGGCUUGGCAGAUUUUGUCUCCAUUUCCAGCAGUGCUGCCAGUUGUAGCUCUUACUUUCCCCCCUCAAUGAUAGGAAGAGUUUUUCUAGGCUUUUGUGGAAGAGAACUAGCACACACAAAAGUGCAUGCCCCUUCUAGGCCAGAAGGCACAACCGACUGGAAACCCAGUGUAUCAGAGGCAUAUAUUUCUGCGUAAUAUUAUUAUUGGGGAGCUGCCUAGCCAUGUGAUACCUGCAUAUAGAGCACUGCCUAUGAUUGCCAACUGACCACAAAAAAACUGGCAAAACUGGCUUUGUACCUUUAAGAUCACUGUUGACUGGCACAAAUCUGCCAGUGAACCUUUUUUGCAGAAUGGAUGAACAUUGUGCUGGCUGUUAAAGGAGCCAAUUAAAAAGAUGGCAUUCCUAAAAAAGAGAAAUUUCCAUUUGGUUGUGUUAAUUCCACUUAAUUCAGACCAGCCAACAAUAGCCUUGCUUCAUCGGUAAAAAGCCACAAACCGCAUUUCAAAAUCCCGGCGAAGGAUCUUGUGCAAAGCUUUGCAUUUCCUCUGGCCCCUUCUAGAAAAGCAAACCGCCACCCUUGUCCUUGUUUGCCUACCAGGAUAAUAUCACUUACGAUCCUUUCCUAACCCCCUUGCUCUAAAGGAUUUCUCAGACAGCCUAAUCGCAGGUCACUUUAAUGGAACUGCUGAACCUUCCACGAAUUACAGCUAGCUAGACUUUAGUAAAUAGGAUUAAGCUACAUUCUGUUAAGUGAACACAGCUGGAUCACUUUGUGUACCAACUUUUUUUAAAGAAAUGCUUAAUUUGGUGCAAGUGGCGUGAAACUCAUUGUACUGAAAUGCAUUGGUAGGAAUUCUUGCCUGUGAGAAAGAAGGACACCAGAAGCCUUGAAUUCACCACCCCACCUUAUGUUUACACAGACAGCCCUUUGUUUGUGAUUCUUGCACAGAGCAUAGCUGCAGCUAUCUUCUUACUUUAAGAUCACCAGCUCUUUUUUUUAACCAGUUCCCGUGGCAGUGCCUCCCAAAACAACUUGAUGGGCAUAUAUUUUAAGGUGCAAAAGCAGGUCAGGACGGGUUUUGUUUUGUUUUCUAGCCAGAUGGCAAGCUUACUUUCAGGACAUUUUGCUUUGUAAUGAUCUCUUCUUUCCUAUUGGGGGAGUGAUGUGGAGGAACAUUUUGCAAGCAAUAUAGACCAUUAGGUGGAAAUGGCAUUAGCUCCCUGUAACCUACAGUUUCCUAUUGCUCUGCUGAACAGCUGAUCAUUAAAGGGAACCUCUCUGCAUCUUCUUGCACCCUUCUCUGCCC